This is a messenger RNA of Ectocarpus sp. CCAP 1310/34, 783 nucleotides long. Lineage: Eukaryota; Phaeophyceae; Ectocarpales; Ectocarpaceae. The record is from the annotation of a GenBank genome assembly.
GUGAUCAGCUCACCAAAUCAGCCCAUGCUCAGUAUUACGAGUGCUCCACAUUCAGGAACGAACUGUCAAGUGCAGCGGUUAUAGACGCUUGAAUUCGAAGAUCGGUGGGUGCGACGAAGGAAGAGGUUUCGGAAAGCUAUCGUCGCCCCCGCGUCGACUCGAUGGUCUCCCAGUCUGACUUCGUGGGCGGUUGCCAGCAAUGACAUGUUCUUUGACGGCCUCCAAGUGUCGAUCAAGAAUUACACCUCCUUCAACUUUGACAGCUGGCCGAGCACUUUCAAUAUUUCAAGGGGUAAAGACAUGGCUCUCGUGCAUGGCAUGCAGCGUGGCAGGAACCCCAACGACACGCGGCGAGGGGUAUGCCUCGUUCAACAAAGAAGCACCUACCCCCCCCCUCUACCUCCGCACCGACCAAGGCUAGGGAAAACAUUUUUGAGACACCUUUUUUUGGUAAAGUUGUUGUUGUUGUUGUUGUCUUCACAUUAAACCGUAUGUCAGUUGCUAAAUGCCAAAAUCUAGCAAAAGACUCCCAGCCCGUGGUCACGAAAGUGCUAGAGCCAUCUGAGGUUCUAAAGAACACGCACACAUAUAACGAGAAAAAGGUAUCCCAGAGCCCGAAGAGGUACACCUAAAAAUCCCUGCAGCACCGUAUGCGUGCCCAAAAACUGAACUGCACGUCCGUCCCACCGUUCGACUACAGUAGCAUCACCCCCUCCCUGUCCCACUCUAUACCAAAACGGAAGAUUGCCGACUACAGCAUAAUGCUGUCUGAAGUGCUGUCAG